This is a messenger RNA of Hyphopichia burtonii NRRL Y-1933, 1221 nucleotides long. RefSeq names its product isocitrate dehydrogenase (NADP(+)) (gene IDP2). Gene Ontology annotation, cellular component: mitochondrion. Bases 1 to 1221 code for a protein of 406 amino acids. Gene Ontology annotation, molecular function: magnesium ion binding; NAD binding; isocitrate dehydrogenase (NADP+) activity. NCBI's taxonomy places the organism in Eukaryota, Fungi, Ascomycota, Pichiomycetes, Serinales, Debaryomycetaceae. The transcript has a single exon. Gene Ontology annotation, biological process: isocitrate metabolic process. The record is from RefSeq and is a predicted model, not a curated record.
AUGGCAGGUAAGAUCCAAGUUAAGAAUCCGGUUGUGGAUUUAGAUGGGGACGAAAUGACUAGAAUCAUUUGGAAGCUCAUUAAAGAGCAAUUGAUUCUCCCUCACUUAGAUAUUGAUAUCAAAUAUUUUGAUUUGGGUAUUGAAUACCGAGACCGAACCGACGACCAAGUAACCAAUGAUGCUGCUAAGGCCAUUGAAAAAUACGGGGUUGGGAUUAAGUGUGCUACAAUCACUCCCGACGAAGCUAGAGUUAAAGAAUUCAACUUGAAGAAAAUGUGGUUAUCACCAAACGGUACUUUGCGUAAUAUUUUGGGAGGGACUGUUUUCAGAGAACCAAUUGUUAUUAAUAAUAUUCCCCGGAUUGUUCCUACUUGGGAACAGCCAAUCAUUAUUGGUAGACAUGCUUACGGAGACCAAUACAAGGCCACUGACGUUAUAAUCCCGCAAGCUGGGAACUUGGAGCUUGUUUUCAAACCCGAUGACGGGUCAGAAACUCAAAGCUACCCGGUGUUCCAUUACGACGCUCCGGGGGUGGCAUUGUCAAUGUAUAACACCGAUGAAUCAAUCACCGAUUUUGCAGAAUCUUCCUUUAAAUUUGCAAUUGAACGUAAAUUGAAUUUGUUUUCCCUGACUAAAAAUACCAUCUUGAAGAAAUACGAUGGUCGUUUCAAAGAUAUUUUCGAAAACUUGUAUGACACCAAAUAUAAAUCAACCAUGGACCAAUUGGGCAUCUGGUAUGAACAUCGUUUAAUCGAUGAUAUGGUUGCCCAAAUGUUGAAGUCAAAGGGUGGCUUUGUCAUUGCCAUGAAAAACUACGACGGUGAUGUCCAAUCAGACAUUGUCGCCCAAGGCUUUGGUUCUUUGGGUUUAAUGACUUCGGUUUUAAUGACCCCCAGUGGUAAAAUCACCUUAACCGAAGCUGCUCACGGGACCGUCACCAGGCAUUUCCGUAAUUGGACUCAGGGUAAAGAAACCUCCACCAACUCAAUUGCCUCCAUCUUUGCUUGGACCAGAGGUUUGAUCAAGAGAGGUGAAUUGGACUCCACUCCCGACGUGGUCAAGUUUGGUGAAGCUUUGGAAAAAGCAGUCGUCGAUACCGUGUUGAGCGGUACCAUGACUAAAGAUUUGGCCUUGGCCCAAGGUAAAACAGAAAGAUCUUCCUACGUCACCACCGAAGGCUUCAUCGAAGCCGUCGCCAAAAGAUUAUCCGAUAGCUUAUAA